This is a messenger RNA of Phytophthora nicotianae INRA-310, 654 nucleotides long. RefSeq lists its product as hypothetical. The transcript has a single exon. Lineage: Eukaryota; Oomycota; Peronosporomycetes; Peronosporales; Peronosporaceae. Bases 1 to 654 code for a protein of 217 amino acids. The record is from RefSeq and is a predicted model, not a curated record. Gene Ontology annotation, molecular function: protein binding.
AUGAAGUUUGCCCUUGGUCUCACACUUGUUGCCAUUGCCGUCACAUCAUCGGCCGCAGCUGAUGACAAUUGCUCUUUUGGAUGCCUCGACGUGUAUAAGCCUGUUUGUGGCUCCAACGGUGAGACGUACUCGAACUCGUGCUACCUGCGCCUUGCGUCAUGUAAGAGCAACAACGAGAUCACCGAGGCGGGAGAUGGAGAGUGUGCAUCCACGCCCGCGACGUCGGCGACACCCGCCCCUGUUACAUCAACCACUGGAAGCACUAGCGGCACCGCGGGCUGUCCGGACGCGUGCCUCGAUGUGUACGAUCCAGUCAGCGACGAGAACGGCGUCGAGUACUCGAACGAGUGCUAUAUGAAGAUGGCCAAGUGCAAGGGUACCAGCGGCGACGACAACAAGCGCCUCGACAGCCCUGGCGUUUCUACACUCGACGCUGAACGCAAACUCGCAUUUGCUCCUGGUUACCAGGGCCCACCGUGCGGUGAUAUGCUCUGCCCUGACAACUAUGCACCUGUGUGCGGUUCUGAUGGAGUGACGUACACUAAUGAAUGCAAUUUGGGUAUCACUAGCUGCAACCACCCCGAACAAAACAUCACGAUGGUGGGCGCAGGCUCUUGCCCGACCCAGCAGGAGCACCAGCAGCAGCAAUCGUAA